This is a messenger RNA of Symsagittifera roscoffensis, 494 nucleotides long. RefSeq names its product B-cell receptor-associated protein 31-like. NCBI's taxonomy places the organism in Eukaryota, Metazoa, Xenacoelomorpha, Acoela, Convolutidae. The record is from RefSeq and is a predicted model, not a curated record. Gene Ontology annotation, biological process: endoplasmic reticulum to Golgi vesicle-mediated transport; intracellular protein transport. Gene Ontology annotation, cellular component: endoplasmic reticulum; endoplasmic reticulum membrane.
AGUGAUCUAUCGGCUGCAGAAAUUAAUCAGCAGCAAUGCAGUUAGUGAGAUGUCGAUGGAGGCGUUCAAGCGACAGGCGGAGAAUGCGUCCAAGACAGCUGAACAGUUCAUGGAGGAGUGUGAGCGUCUGAAGCUAACCAAUGCAAUUGCGAAGAGCGAGAAGUCCAAACCAACUGAUGAAAAGAUGCCAGCCGCCAAAGAGCCCGAGCGCUUCGGUGAUUUAGCUGCUGCUGCGAAAGAGGAUCUGAAACACCGAACAAGAUCUAAUCAAAGUCCUUCUUCGGAUGCUCCGAUUAGUGAAGGUGAUUCCAAAGUUCCUGAAUCUUCAUCAGAAGUCAACAAGAAAGACGACUAGUGUCACACACAUGAAUACUAUAUUUUACAACAGGACUGGUGGUUAUGGAAGUGAACAGUGGAUGGUAUCGAACUCAAAAUGUUUUUUAUCAGUUGUGCUAAUGUUAAUGAAUGUAUAAAUUGACAAUUUCAUAUCGCAA